AUGUCGAGCUCGGACGCUUUCCAGCCCAUCGCUAGCCACGCACUCACUGCUUUCCCUCACCUGAAUGCUGCGGGCUUUGAAGCGAGCAAGGUGUUUGCCCUCACUGCACUCUAUCUCGCCAACCCCCCGCAGGGCUUCCCGUCUCAGGGCUCGCUGCGCAAGAACCUUGCGUCGCUCUACCUUUUUGUUAUCCACCCGUCUGCUCGCUCGACCAAGGGCAGGCAUGUUCCGGCCCACCGCGCCAAGAUGAUCCCGGAGAUGUGGUACCUGCACAUCACCAAAAAGUCGAUCGACAUCGGCCGCGGUCGCCCGCCCAUGACCAUGCUGGGCCGCCGCCGCCGUGCCGAGAUUGUGAUCGAGUGCACCGACCGCGACCUGGUGGACAUGGCCACUGGCAAGGCCCGUGCACAGACCCUGUACGAAAACGGCAAGCUCGCCAUCCGCGGCAAGCUUGACAAGGCGCUGGAGGUGAGCAAGGUCAUUGCCCACGAGCGCUCGAAGCUCUACCGCGUCGUCACCAGCGAGCCGGGCGACGACAACGAGAUCGGCCAGAUCGAGUUCAACGAGGACGCCCACGGUUACAGCAUCGGCUCCUCGGUCCGCGCACGCCUGUAA
Molecule: messenger RNA, 615 nt
Organism: Malassezia japonica
Lineage: Eukaryota; Fungi; Basidiomycota; Malasseziomycetes; Malasseziales; Malasseziaceae
Exons: 3
Coding region: 1-615 (204 amino acids)
Cellular component (GO): cytosol
Source: RefSeq, a predicted model, not a curated record